Molecule: messenger RNA, 1242 nt
Organism: Eremothecium sinecaudum
Lineage: Eukaryota; Fungi; Ascomycota; Saccharomycetes; Saccharomycetales; Saccharomycetaceae
Product: HCL133Wp
Exons: 1
Coding region: 1-1242 (413 amino acids)
Biological process (GO): carnitine biosynthetic process
Cellular component (GO): mitochondrion
Molecular function (GO): iron ion binding; trimethyllysine dioxygenase activity
Source: RefSeq, a predicted model, not a curated record
AUGAGAAUUGUAAAUAUUGAUAGCCGUCCAUUGAUCUUCGAGUCAUACGUGAUUCUUGAAUUUGAACAAUCCGUAACUUCUACAUUCCAUUGGAUCUAUCUUCGUGAUAACUGUACUUGUUCAUGCUGCUUAUACCCGGAUACAGCCCAACGCUGUUUGGACACAUUCAACGAGUUGCCCUGGGAUAUAGACCCAUAUGAUGAUAGAACUUCUGAAACUGCUAAAUCCUUAGCUGAAUUUAAAAUUACUGAUGAUGGGGACUUGGAGAUAAAAUGGCCUGAUUCUCAUAUGUCGGUGUUCUCCCCCGAAUGGCUUGUUAACCAUUCUUAUGACCCCCCAGUUCCUGCAAAAGCAGUAGCGCUAGCUCUUCCAGAUAAAGUUCAUUGGGAUAAGGCGCUAUUUGAUGAAUUGACGGGAAGUGGGGAUCAUUUCAAUACGGACUUUAAUGAUCUAGAACACUCUCUAACUGAUGUAUUGCUUGAAAUAUACCGGUAUGGUUUUACUUUCAUUAAGAACGUCCCAGUAUCUAUUGAGGCGACUGAGCAUGUUUCCAAGCUGAUCUCGAUCAUCCGUCCCUCGCAUUACGAUACAGGUGUAUGGCAGUUUACGUCGGACUUGGCCAAAAAAGAUACUGCAUAUACAACUUUGUCAAUUGACAUGCACACUGACGGUAACUAUUGGUACGAGUUACCUGGACUCCAGUUAUUUCAUUUACUUGAACAUAGCAAUGGUGAAGGGGGCCACACUCGUAUUGUUGAUGUUGCUAAAGUUGUGGAUAAACUCCGUGACUUAGCUGCUACUGACAAAUCCUGGGAAACUACUUACAAAGUCCUUACCCAGCAUAAACUUGGAUUCCACCAAUCAGGGGAAACGAAUUGUAUAUUUUAUCAGGAAGCUUAUCCUACUUUAACGUUAUCUCAAAACGGGGAAUUACAACAGUGUAGAUGGAAUACAAGUGACAGAGCUCCACAGAUUGUCUCUCGCGAUUUCACUGUGCCUCAAAUUUACGAAGCUCUUUUCAGGUUUAACUCAUUAAUCAAUGAUCCUAAAAAUUCCGUUACAUUCCAAUUAAGCCCAGGAACCAUCCUGGUUUUUGAUAAUUGGAGGGUCCUUCACGCGAGAACUGCCUUCACUGGUCGCAGAAGACUCUGCGGAUCUUACUUAACUAGGGACGAUUUUAUUGCCAGAUUGCGGGCUUUGUUGUUUAAAAGGGACCAAAUCUUGAAUGUCAGCUACGCCUAA